CGUGGGAUCAGCUACUUCGCGCACAAAAUUAAACAUGACAGUUUCUAAAGCUUCUCACUUCACUUAUAAGUAGAAAGCGGCAUCGGCAACGACAGUUGUUGGCAGGGACUUCUUCUCUUCUCUGUUUUCCCUCUUCCCUAUCUCCUUUCUUCUCCUUAUUGAAACGACAACGACGAACUGACUAGGAACAAUGUUGGGGUAUGCUUUUGUCGCAUCAUUUUCAUUUGAAGGCCAAAAUCAAUUCGUCAUACUGUUUUAGCAAUUAGCAUGAGUGGAAUUUGCCCGCCCGAGGUGUAAAUUUAUGUGCAAAUCCCCAUUACUUAUGGCAAAAAUGGUUGCCAAAUCGUUUGCUUUAAAGCGAUCAAUAUCAACCUGUCCUCAUCUCUCUGAGAGACUUAAUCAAACAGAAAAUGAGAUAGUUAAAAUGUUUCGGUUUCCCCGUGCUUCUGGAGAAGUGCAAAACUUUCCCAUGAGUAGGAAUAUGUCAAGGAAGGACCCUUCAGUUAGGAUGUUGGAUGAGAGGUUCACAAAGAUUUUGAAAAUUUUCAAAUGGGGACCUGAUGCAGAAAAGGCCCUGGAAGUGCUGAAGUUGAGAGUGGAUCAUCGAUUGGUUCUCGCGGUUCUCAAGAUUGAUGUUGAAGUCAAUGUUAAGAUUCAGUUUUUCAAGUGGGCUGGGAAGAGAAGGAAUUUCGAACACGAUUCAACCACAUACAUGGCGCUGAUCCGUUGCUUGGAUGAGGCUGGUGUUGUUGGUGAAAUGUGGAAAACCAUCCAAGAAAUGAUUCGGAGUACGUGUGUUAUUGAGCCAGCUGAAUUAUCUGAAAUCAUAAGAAUCUUAGGCAGGGCUAAGAUGGUAAACAAGGCACUAUCUGUCUUCUACCAGAUCAAAGGCCACAAGUGCAAACCAACAGCAAACACUUACAACUCCAUGAUCUUAAUGCUGAUGCAAGAAGGUCAUCAUGACAAGGUCCAUGAGCUCUAUAAUGAGAUGUGUAAUGAGGUUAACUGUCUCCCAGACACAGUUACAUACAGUGCACUAAUAUCGGCAUUUGGGAAAUUGGGUCGUGAUGAUUCUGCCAUUAGGUUGUUUGAUGAAAUGAAGGAUAAUGGUUUGCAUCCAACUGCAAAGAUUUAUACUACCCUGUUGGCAAUCUUUUUCAAGUUGGGAAAAGUUGAGAAAGCUUUAAGCCUGGCCCAGGAGAUGAGAGAGAAGGGGUGUCCGCCUACUGUGUUUACCUACACUGAAUUGAUAAAGGGGCUUGGCAAAGCUGGUAGGGUUGAAGAUGCUUGUGUUAUAUACAAAAACCUUCUGAGGGAGGGUUGUAAUCCUGAUGUCGUGCUCAUUAACAAUUUGAUAAACAUUUUGGGAAAGGAAGGUCGUAUAGAAGAUGCUAUUAAGCUUUUCAACGAGAUGGUUUCUUUGCGUUGCACACCUAAUGUGGUGACAUACAACACUAUAAUUAAAGCUUUAUUUGAAUCCAAAGCUCCAGCUUCUGAAGCUGCUUCAUGGUUUGAGAAGAUGAAAGUUAAUGGCAUUGUUCCCAGCUCAUUUACCUAUUCAAUUCUUAUUGAUGGUUUUUGCAAAACAAAUAGAGUUGAGAAAGCUCUGCUGCUUCUUGAGGAGAUGGAUGAAAAGGGGUUUCCUCCUUGUCCAGCUGCCUAUUGCAGCCUGAUCAACAGUCUUGGAAAAGCAAAACGGUAUGAAGCUGCAAAUGAGUUAUUUCAAGAAUUGAAAGAGAACUGCGGGCGUUCAAGUGCUAGGGUAUAUGCUGUGAUGAUUAAACAUUUUGGGAAAUGCGGGCGUCUUGAUGAAGCUUUGGAUCUUUUUAAUGAGAUGAAGAAACUCGGAUGCACUCCAGAUGUGUAUGCUUAUAAUGCGCUCAUGUCAGGAAUGGUGAGGGCUGGCAUGAUAGAUGAAGCACAUUCCUUGCUUAAAGUAAUGGAAGAAAAUGGUUGCAUUCCAGACCUAAACUCACAAAAUAUCAUUUUAAAUGGCUUGGCCAGGACAGGUGGACCAAAUCGGGCUUUGGAAAUGUUUUCCAAGAUGAAGCGUUCUAAGAUUCAACCAGAUGCAGUUUCUUAUAACACUGUUCUUGGUUGUCUCAGCCGAGCUGGUAUGCUUGAGGAGGCUGCAAAGCUGAUGAAAGAGAUGGAUUCAAAAGGUUUUCAUUAUGAUCUCAUCACUUACUCAUCAAUACUUGAGGCGGUUGGCAAGGUUGAUAAUGUUCGCAAGACUUCCUCAGAGGGAUAUGGUUAUACGCCCUAUUGAGCGCCAGCGGCACAGCCAUAUAAUCCUACAAAUUUCAAGUAUCUUCCAGUUGGAAUUUGCUGGAAGAAAAGAAAAAGAAAAACACUAAUAACCACUUAUCAUUAUAAAGAGAGUGGAUUGUAGAAAACCCAAUUCAAAUGUUACCUUUGUAAAUACGAUUUGAAUGAGGGUAGCUCUUCGGCUACACAAUCCGCACUGCCUCAUGUAUUGUAACUUAAGCAGGAGAUGGACAAAUUUAGUGCUGAAAUGCAGUAGCUGUUAAUUGUAGUAAUAUGAAAGAAUGUUAUGAACUCAUGUUCAUUCACCGCCUAUAUUUGUAAGGCAUAAUUGAUCCUGAUGCGUUUCAUUGUACCCAAUUGGAAAUUUGAUUAUCAGUGACUUAUAACCAUA
This is a messenger RNA of Prunus dulcis (almond), 2659 nucleotides long. RefSeq names its product pentatricopeptide repeat-containing protein At3g16010. The transcript is spliced from 3 exons. The coding region runs from base 302 to 2269 and encodes 655 amino acids. Gene Ontology annotation, molecular function: protein binding. NCBI's taxonomy places the organism in Eukaryota, Viridiplantae, Streptophyta, Magnoliopsida, Rosales, Rosaceae. The record is from RefSeq and is a predicted model, not a curated record.